AUGAACGACGAAACCAAAGAGAAGGUGCACAACGACGUCUGCACGACAACCAACAAAGCUGCAUUGGAGAAUCUUGGCAUGACUCCUAUUACCGAGACAGCAUUGGAAAUGGGUCUACCCAACGAAAAAGCAGCUCAAGAAACCUCCAAGAGCAAUUUUGGCGCUAGUGCUACUACGGAUACAGGUACCGGUAGCACCAUGAAACUUUCUGGUGCAACGAAUAGAAUUGGUACCGGCGUUGCUUCAAUGCGCAGACCGGAAGAAUCCGAGGAAGGCAAGCCUGCCAAACAAACCGCCAGAGGCCCUACUAGCGUCACCAACAAUGUGGCCUUGGGCAGCAAAAAAGCUGAAGCUAAGUCUUCCCAAUGGACACGAACAGAGAACGCCGGAAACAGUUGUGAUGGAAGCCACGCUGAUUCUGCUUUGACUGCCCUUACUGGCAUGGCCGCCAGGUUUGAUGACACCCGAGGCAGUGGUCAACUAUCCUUCUUUCCCAAAGAAAUUCAUGCACAAUCGAAAGGACUAUUGGCAGAAAACCAAACAGAAGACGCAAAAGUGCAAUCAAAUCACAAUGCGAAAGAGAACGUCAUUGAUUCUACAUUUUCAGCUCUUUCUGCUGCGGCAGCUAGGCUCGAUGGCACUCAUGAAUGCAGUGGCCAUCUUUCAUUUUUUCGCAAGAAAUCAGCUGUUCAACAACCCAGUGAGACUAUUCCAAUCAUGGGAGAAACAGCCAGCAGCAGAAUGCAAGAUCUCCAUCAAAUGCAGCAACCUGGGGAAGCCACUGCGACCUGCAACCGUUUAUUGGCAACCCAACCGCCACCCCAGCCUGGAGCAUACAGGAAUACUCCUGGAGAAUCCUUGCAGCACGUACAGUGUCUCAACUAUGACCUACUGAGAGCUGCCGUUGACCAUCCUCCUUCUGCUGCCACAUUUUUGACACCCACGCAACCAGACGUUGGCCAAGUGCAUAAUCCAACCCCACCUCAACCCUCUGCUGAUGCAGACAAUGAGCUGGCUGUGGCAAACUUGGUUGCUGAAGAGUCGGUGGAACAAGUCAGACAAUCGGCCACCCCAUUUGUAGAUCAGCUUCGGCAGAGAGAGCAGAAGAAGAAGAGGCUGAGAGAGUUGCUUAUUCUGCUCAUGCUGAUACUGCUCAUUGGGGGAGCUAUUGCUGUUGGCACAGUCAUCGGAACCCAGAAACAAAAAGCACUGUUGGUAUCGGUCAAUUCCCCAACAGCUACACCUACUAUCUAUAGAUCCAUGGAACCUUCUGGGGUACCAUCAUCUUCCCCAACUGGAGUUCUGGACUUGCUACUGCAUGGUUUGCCCAAUUACUCAGUGGCUAGCAUCAACAAUGGCAGCAAAACUCCUCAGUGGAAAGCAUGGCAAUGGUUGGCCAAUCAUGAAAACGUUUCCAAGCUGUCAGAGUGGAGGAAGGAGCAGUUGUUUCCUCUAGCCACAUUUUUCUAUGCAUUUGAAGGAGAAGGGUGGCCAACAUAUGUUCAAGAGAGGUGGAUGGAUGAUGCAAAGGAGGAGUGUGAUUGGUUCUCCAGUGGAUUUGGCUUCUUUAAUUCAGAUGGGAGUUAUGUGGAAUGGCCGGAUCAAGUGGGGCCCUGCAACUCCCAGGAACAAUUUACUUCUCUUUACAUUGAAGAGCUGCAGCUAUCUGAUCAUUUGCCAUUUGUUCCAAAUGAGAUUAUCAUGCUAACCUCCUUGGUGCAACUUCGGUUGGGUCUGAAUCAGAUUGGUAUCCCAGUUUCAUCCCUGUUGCCAAAACUGUUCUACAAGAUGACUGCCUUGACCUAUUUGGCACUUGGAAAGAAUGAAUUGACCGGCCAACUUCCUUCAUUACUUGGACAGUUGGCUGCUUUGGAAUUCUUGGAGUUGAAUAAGAAUCAGUUCACUGGCCAAAUCCCCUGUGGACUGGAAGUGUUGACUGCUUUGAAACGAUUAGAUUUGGGUGGGAAUCACUUGACAGGCCCAAUCUCUUCCAAGCUUGGACACCUGACUGCUCUGGGGGAGUUGUCCUUGAAUGGCAACCAGUUCACUGGCCUGAUUCCUACAGAGCUUGAAUCUCUGACUGGUUUGUGGUCAUUACAGCUUGAUAGGAAUGAGUUGACAAGUGAACUUCCAUCUGAGCUUGGGAGUCUGAUUUCUUUGAAAUACUUGGAAGUUGGUGAAAAUAUGCUGACUGGGCCAAUUCCUUCAGAGCUUGGACAGCUUUUUGCAUUGAAAGUCUUGGAGUUACAUGAGAAUCAAGUGAGUGGGAAAAUGACAUCAGAGCUUGGACAGUUGACUGGUUUGAAAUGGUGUUGGUUGCAUAGAAAUCUUAUUUCGGGCAACAUCACUACUGAGCUUGGACAACUGACUCGUUUAAGAGAAUUGAAGUUGGGUGAGAAUCAGCUGUCCCACCAAAUCCCAUCAGAACUCGGACAGCUGGCAGCUUUGAAAUGUUUGCAGUUGCACGACAAUGAGUUGACUGGCCAGAUACCUUCUGAUCUAGGGAAACUUGCUGAGUUGGUGCAGUUGCGAUUGGAUGGAAACCAGUUGGUUGGCCAAAUUCCUUCCAUGUUUGGAGAACUGGAAAGUGUAACUGAGUUGCACUUGGAUGGAAAUCAGUUGACUGGCAAACUUCCCUAUGAGCUCCAGGACCUGAGUGCCUUGGGUUUUCUGAAUGUAUCAGGCAACUUUGGCUUGUCUGGCUCUAUACCGGAUAAGUUAUGCUUUUUGCAGGAUGCAUCUUGUACAUACUAUGGCCCUGAGUGGGAAAUCAGGCCCUGCUUUCUUGGUUUUGAUUGUACCUCAAGGCUGUGUGGUUGUGAUUGUGCCUGUUCCUAUGCUUGA
Molecule: messenger RNA, 2844 nt
Organism: Seminavis robusta
Lineage: Eukaryota; Bacillariophyta; Bacillariophyceae; Naviculales; Naviculaceae
Source: the annotation of a GenBank genome assembly